UUUAUUGCUACAAUAUUUUAUCUAACACAUAAUUUUUCUUUCAGUGCCGUCGGUAAAACAUGUCUUUUAAUCAGUUACACGACCAAUGCGUUUCCCGGCGAAUACAUCCCGACCGUUUUCGACAACUACUCAGCCAAUGUUAUGGUCGACGGAAAACCUAUAAAUCUAGGUCUAUGGGAUACGGCAGGUCAAGAAGAUUAUGACAGACUACGACCUCUAUCCUACCCGCAAACCGACGUAUUUUUAAUAUGCUUCUCUCUUGUCAAUCCGGCUUCUUUCGAGAACGUUAGAGCUAAGUGGUAUCCGGAAGUACGACACCACUGCCCUAAUACGCCUAUUAUCUUAGUUGGCACAAAAUUGGAUUUGCGAGAUGAUCGAGUCACUAUCGAAAAGUUGAAGGAUAAAAAACUGUCACCCAUAACAUAUCCACAAGGUUUGGCGAUGGCGAAAGAAAUCAGUGCUGUAAAAUAUCUUGAAUGUUCAGCUUUAACGCAAAAAGGUCUAAAGACAGUAUUCGACGAAGCCAUUCGGGCAGUACUCUGUCCAGUAAUGCAGGUGAAACAGAAACGUAAAUGUUCAAUCUUGUAAUUAUAACAAAAUAUAUAAAUAUUAAGCAAAAAAAGUGAAAAUAAAAAAUUGUUGUGUUAAUUUUGAACCGCGUUGCAUUGGAAAAAUGUUGGGAUAUAGUAAAUAACAAUUUUUUACAUGUGUUUUUGUACUUACAUUUCAAAAACAGAAUGUCAAUGGGUUCAAAAUUAUUUAAAAAAAAUUGUAUACCGCAAAACUUUUUGGAUUUCAUUUCUGUGAAAAGUAAACUGACCUAGUAUAGUGUUAGUCGAUGGAUUCGAACAUUACAUCACUAUUUCGUAACUAAAACACCAAAAACUACCGUUUUUUAAGUGUUCACAAAGUUUAGUUAACGAAUAGUAUUCAUUGGAUGGAAUUUUUACGUCAGGCAAACAGAGAGAUCAUUUAAACGACGCAUAGAAGAGCACAAGAGUUUAUUACAACACAAAUCCACUUUAGCACUUCACGUUACACACUACACAUUUAGAAAACAAUGGUUUUUGGUGUUUUAUAUAUGCGGUGGCUUUACAUACGUGGUGGAAAAUUAGUUGCGUGUAAAAAAUCCACCUGUAGAUUUCACAGAAAAAUCUUCAAAGCUUUGUAGCAUAUUCCAAAAGCACAAAAUAAAAUAAGAACCGUGCAUAUAUGUGAUUAUUUGUUUUUUUGAAUGAUUUUUAAGUAUAUUGCGAAGUUGUUUAUAAUUCUUUCUUGCAUUUAUCGGUCUGUCCGCUCCAACUGCCUCCUCGUUCUCUUAAAGCACACGUUAGACAGUUUUAUUGAUCGUUUACACUACAGUUACAUCGAUUACAUGUUCAAUUUUAUGCUGUCCUAACCGUACAGCGUUCCUAAUAUUGCGAACAAUACAGGGCUUCGUUUAGCAAUAGCUUCAUUAGAGGUACCAAGAUCUUAUAAGUCACGCCACACACAUAACCUAAUAUAACCUAACUUUUUAUGUCAUCCAGUUGUGUCAAACUUUAAAUGACCUCAUACAGUACAGAUAACAUAAUGUUUUACAUGCUGUUUAGUCAAGACACCAUAUUUUCCACAUAUACGAGAACAUUUUCACAUUAAAAAUGCUGUCAAAAUAAAAUUUUCUUUCAUUGCCUUCGAAAAAUUACGUUUUAAUUAAUUUAUACUUAUUAUUUCCGAUUUUAUUGUAAUCCGAAUAUGUUUAUGUAAGUUAGUGACGUUAAAUUGUAUAUGAACUCCAAAUGAAGCAAUUAUUUCAUUAAAAAUGUCUUAUUUCAAGUAAUUUGGAUGAAAAUUCAUUCACCGUGACUGCCAAGCUUUAAAUUACCUCAAGUAACACACAUAACCUAACUUUUUAUGCCAUCCAGUUGUGUCAAACUUUAAAUGACCUCAUAUAGUACACAUAAUCUAACAUUUUACAAGUCCUUCCGAUGUAACUCUUUGUUUUCCAUUCAUAUUUUUGGAAGAAAACAUUUUUACAUUAAAAAUUCUGCCAAAAUGACUUUUAUUAGUUUUUUGUUUUUGCUGACUAACAUUUUGAAGUUAUUUAGGCAAUUCAUAACAUGACCUAACUUUUUAUGACCUCCAGUUGCAUACAAGUGUUACUCCAAAAGUGGAAAUGCCCAAAUGCUCCAAAUUUGUCUAGCAAAUAUUGAGAAUUUGUAAUAGCUACAUGAUUUUUUUUAAAUUUGUCAUCCAAUAUAGAUUCUCUUCAUGUACAGCAAAACCUUAUAAAAUCAUUAUUGGAUGACCUCUCGAAAUUAGUAAACUAGUUAAAUUUGAAAACGAGGAGACAAACAAAGCCCGUCAGACUUCAUAUAAAUAUAUAUAUCUAAUUCUUUAGUGGAUAUUGAUAUUGACGUCAAUAUAUAAGAAAAAUAAGAUUGUUAACUUGCCUGGCUAAAUUUUAGGUAAAGAGGAAAAUGUGUUCAAUAAACUUAUGAGCCUACAGGUGUAUACAGCCAGAAAAUAUUUUUUGUUCGAAUAAAAAAUGGUUUUUGGUUUAAUUUUUAAUAGUAAAGAUGUUGGCAGUGACAUGUUUCAAUGGAAAUAUUAACCAAAGAUGAUUUACGGGACGAAGAACCAUGUAAAACCUUAUUGAGUCGGAAGUCAGUGAAGUUUGUGGUAAUUUCUCCCAUGCAUGAAGUAUUUGAGUGGUGUACUUAAUUGAUAUUUCUGUAUAUUACAGGAUUAAAGAUCAGAGGGUAAAAUUGGGGAUCAAUUUGCUAAAAGUAUGCAAUAGUAAACUAUAGACCUUUUAAUGACUUGCUUGUCAGUUUCAGUUUGUACUAAUACUCCCUCAGAAGUUUACGAUAAGUCAUUUAAACCAAAAACCAUUUUUCCAUAACAGUAGAUUCUUUUCAGAAUGAAGUUUCAGGUCUUAUGUAGAGUAUUAGACGACUUUUAUUAAUGUACAUAUAAAACGAGGCACUAUUUAUGGCAUAUACAGUCAUACUAUUGGUAAAAUAUACAGACUUGUGCUGUUAAGACCAAAAACUACAGCCAUGCCAUAUUCACUGGCUUUAUUGGUCGUGGCAAUGACUUAGCAACAUUUAAUCUCUUAACCUUCGAUAAAUAGAUACUCCUGCAACUUCAUUCUGAUAAUUUUAGUGAAAUCUAUUUGAUCUGGCUUAUUAAAAAGUUAGACCACCACUAUAACAAAUUUAGAGGUUCCCUUGAUUUCUUUAGACCUAUGUUAUUUAUUUUUUAAAGGAUAGAGAAUGCCAAUUUGUGAGAUUAUUUCUUGCAGCUAUAUUUUAUGAGAUUUUUAUGUGGCGUUUUUCUAUUUACAUAUGUGAAUGUGUCAAAAUAACUGUGUUUUUCAACAAAUAACAAAAACAAAGUACAAUAGUACUAGAGAUUAUAAACAAAUAUGUAUAGUGCAUCUAUUCCUAAUUGAAUGAACAAAAUAUGAUGCAACCUAAUAUUAAAUACAACCUUACAUACGUUUUUUAUUUCCUAAUCUGAAUAAAAAUGUGUUUUAUUGUGAUUAAGAGAAAUUCUUCAUCCUGAAAGUAAUUGGGCGCCAUCACCUCUUUUAUUGAGGCAAAUAGGGCUUUAUUCGAUCUCAAUUGCUUCUCGGAAAUCUUUGGUUUAUCGAAACGGAUGAAGACUACAGUUAUUGAACUUUCAAAAUCAAUUUUGUGUCCUGUAUGGAGUCUCAAACAUGUUGGGAAGAUUUCUUCACUUCAUCUGGAGCUGGAAAGAAGUGUAUGACACUUCUCACUUCUACAUGAUAGAAAGAAAACUUUUGGUUGAGUGUAUAGGUUCUUAAAAGACCUGUUUUUAUUGAUGUCACCUGUCGUUGAAGCUCAUUGUUAAAAGAUAACCAUUAUUUAGCUGUGGAGUCCAUGUUUGAUUAGUUAGGAAUAUACAGCUAUACAUAUUUUGUGCACUAUGUACCAAGUCUUCGUAAAUAAAUUUGUUACAUAAAACAAUAAAGUGACAUCCUAGUUUCAAACAUAAGGAAAUGAGGAGAAGAAGAAGAUAAUUAGAAAGAAAUAGAUGUCUUAAAUGGUAGGAAAUAGUGUCAGUUUUAGUAAUUAGUGCUAAAAUAAAUGGAUACAACACAGUUGACUAUAAAUUUUGAUUGUAUGUUGCCAAAUUUAUGCCAAUUAGGAAAAUACAAAUGCCACUAUUGAGAAUAGUAACAAAAGUAUUGUAGUGUCCUUUCAGGUCACUUUAUUAAUAGAUUAAUACCAUAAGAAGCAUCAUAUUCAAGCAUUUGAAAUGAUGUAGACGUUGCAUAGCAUAUAAAAAUAAAAAAAUUGGUGUUCUCUAUUUUUUCUAAUCAAACUAUUUUGGAAAUUUACUAUAUUAUAAUUACGUUAUGAUUUGUAGUGGUGAAUUUGGAUUCUACAGAAAAAGUAUUUUUUAUAGAACACUGAAAGUAUGUUAAAUUUUAAUUAAUAAUAUUAUUAAUUGGA
Messenger RNA from Diabrotica balteata, 4463 nucleotides. Lineage: Eukaryota; Metazoa; Arthropoda; Insecta; Coleoptera; Chrysomelidae. The record is from the annotation of a GenBank genome assembly.